This is a messenger RNA of Mercenaria mercenaria, 2788 nucleotides long. RefSeq lists its product as uncharacterized. The coding region runs from base 126 to 1286 and encodes 386 amino acids. The record is from RefSeq and is a predicted model, not a curated record. NCBI's taxonomy places the organism in Eukaryota, Metazoa, Mollusca, Bivalvia, Venerida, Veneridae. The transcript has 2 exons.
ACUUUUCCAUUUUGUUGCGGAUUUUCCGUAAAUUCACGACUGGUUUUCCAAUGACCGACUUACAUUGAGAUGCAUAUAAAACGCACUGAAAUGAAAGUAGCAUCAUUUCAUUUCAGGAUUGCGCGAUGGGUGCCUCUGACAGUUCAUUCAGAGAUAUCGAAAAUGAGUCAAAGCUUAUCAACGAACUCGUUUUAUCAGCGAAAAAUGGAAACUUUCAAAGGGUUUGGGAAAUCAUUGGUGAACCAAAUUACCCGAAGAAAGCUCAUCUGUUGAACUGUAUUCCUGACAGUCGUCGUUGGGGAGUGUUACAUCAAGCAGUCUUCUGGAACGAUGUAAAUAUUUUGAAAAAACUACUCCGAUUUAAAGCUUGUGAUUCUGAUAUGCGCGCGAAAAGAUGCAAAUCUGAAUGUGGCGACACGAGUGGAAUGUGCGCUCUCGAAAUAGCAAGAGCAUACAAAUACCCAGACAUGGAUAGAAUACUUUCAGCACAUAGAAACAAUAUAUUGGGACAAAAACUGCCCACAUUUCAGAAGCAACCCUACUUAGGGCUGCUCAGCAACACGAUUGCCGCAUACAAGUCUACUUUUCAUCCAGGGUACAUAAGCCCGUACAAAACGGGUCAAGAAAUUUUAAAUGAUAUUUGGAAGGACAUAUCUAGCAACAACACGAGAUUUGAAGAGGUCAAAAAGCAAGUUUGUGAUGCUAUGCAUAUCGUGUCAACCGCAAAUGCUAAUAUGAUUAAGGGUACAACCACGAAAGAAGAUUUCUACAAGAUGAUUGUGAAGGCGUACACAAUUGAGACGAAUUACCUCUAUAACUACAUCAGCAUGGCAAUGCGAAGACAAACGAGCACUAAUUAUAUGCCAACUGGAGAUGAUUUAGCUCUCGGACCAUAUGCUGUCAUGUACCAAAUGCUUUUGCUGUUCUGGGACAAAAUUUCCCCCGAAAGCGGAACAACCUACCGUCAGAUGAAAAUGAUAAAAGAGGACGUAGAUAUGUAUAAAGAAGGGACAGAAUUCUAUUGGCAGUCUGUUGUUUCCUCUACAAAAGACGAAGUGAAUGCUCAGAGCUUUCCGACAGUCGAAGCUGUGCCUGGCGACAACAUUGUUUUGUUUAUUAUAGACAACAGCGCAAAAUGUGAUUGGCAACCGAAAAAUAUUGAGAAGUAUGCCUCGCAUAACGAGAAUGAAAGAACAUACCCGGCAGGAGCAAAGUUUCGAGUCACAAGCUCAGCUAAAUUUUGCCAGGAAAACUUCCAAGUCAAACUUACUCUACUUGCACAAUAGAAAAAUGUGCCAUUACUGACCUGUUUAAGAUAGUGACUAUCGAUGCUACUGAUUUUGUUUUCAAAUGAGAUUAUUCACGUUAUUUUAAAUUGUAUUUUUGACACAAGAUUAUUGCAGCAUGGUGUUUUACCGCAUUAUUAUUUACCUCUUGCUUUUUUAUUUUACAUAUUUAAGGGCGUAUUCUGAAUGUACAUGGCUUUUGAAGAUCAGUGUUUACAUCACCUGAGCACGAGGUGCUCAUGGUGAGCUAUUGUGACCGAUCAUUGUCCGGGCGUCCGUCGUCGUCCGUCGAGCAUCGUCCAUCGUGUGUCGUCAGUCAUCCGUCCAGAUUUGCAUUGUUAACACUCAGUAGGCCAAAGUUGUGACCCAAUCUUUAUGAAACUUGGUAAGGAUGUUUGUUUUGAUGAUCUCUAGGUCAAGUUUGAAACUGGGUUAUGUAGGCCAAAACUAGGUCAGUAGGCAAGAUCAAAGGGAAAUCUUGUUAACACCCUAGAGUCCACAGUUCAAGUUUGAAGCUCGUGAGAAUUGGUCAGAAUGUUUGUCUUGAUGACUUUUAGGUCAAGUUAGAAUAUAGGUUAUAUGGGGUAAGACUAGGUUACCAGGUCAAAUCAAAGGAAAAGGUUGUUAACACUCUAGAGGCCACAUAUGUGACCCUAUCGUCAUGAGACUUGGUCAAAAUGUGUGUCUUGAUGACCUUUAGUCAAGAUAUAUCUUGAUCAUGUGGGGUCAAAAACUAGGUUACCUGAUCAAAUCAACGGAAAAGUGUAUUAACACUCUAGAGGCCACAUUUAUGGAAAAUCUUAUUAACACUCUAGAGGCCAUAUUUUAAGUUUUAAACUCAUGAGAACUGGUCAGAAUAUUUUUGUAAGCUAUUGUGAUCGGGCAUUGUCUGGCAUCUUCGGUCGUUUGUCCUCCGUCGUCCGCCAACGUUUGCCUUGUUAACACUUCAGAGGCCGGUCAAAGUUGUGACCCAGUCUAUAUAAAACUUGAUCAGAAUGUUUGACUUGAUGAUUUCUAGGUCGUGUUCGAAACUGGUUCAUGUGGGCUCAGAAAGUAGUUCACUAGGCCACCUAGUCAAAGGAAAGGAAAAUAUUAGUCAUGUGAGCGAUCUAGGGUCGUAAUGACCCUGAUGUUACUGAUAUUUAUAGUUGUGUUGUUUGUAUAUAUUUUAAUGGCAUAAAUUAUGUGUAUGUAUUCUGCAUAAAAUGUGAUGAGCUCGCAUUGUGGAAUGGUUUCCUCAUACAUUCACGCAUAUAAUUUGAUAAACAUGCAUUCUGUUGAUAUUCAAGGAACUGUAUGCGAAUACACUAUUAUUUCUAAUUGCAAUGACCAAUUCAGUUCCUAAAGACUUAUCUAAGAGCGUAUGUAAAGUAAGCUACUUCAUUUUGUUUAAUUCUACUAUAUAUGAUACUUAGACAUUGCACAUUACUAAAGAAAUAAUUUAAAAUAUCUGUUAUCCAAUUGAUUAUUGCAAACUGAAAUAAAUGCAUCCUUCUGUGCAA